Messenger RNA from Mugil cephalus (flathead mullet), 4264 nucleotides. RefSeq lists its product as uncharacterized. The transcript is spliced from 4 exons. NCBI's taxonomy places the organism in Eukaryota, Metazoa, Chordata, Actinopteri, Mugiliformes, Mugilidae. Gene Ontology annotation, molecular function: GTP binding. The coding region runs from base 1199 to 3592 and encodes 797 amino acids. The record is from RefSeq and is a predicted model, not a curated record.
CAGACCUUCUGUCAGCUCCACUUCUGCCCUUCAAACAUAUUCUGGUGCUGGGUUUAGGAGCUGAAGACAUAAACCAAACCAUGUCUUAACAUAUGACUAUCACAAUUAUGUCCACACAGGACUAAUAUCCUUCAUAAAAACAAAAAACAGUUCUAAUGUCAUCAUAUAAACCUAUGGUUGACAGAAGAGUCCAGUUAAUCUGUGUUUACAGUGGAAAUUAUUUGACCAAAUUAUAUCAGAAUCUUGACUAAAUGUUGAUUAAAUGAUUUUAUAGUACUGUCUGACUCUUAUGUCUCUUUGGGCAGAUUAAUACAUGAAUGGAGAAGACUAAUACAUGAAACAGUAUCAUCUGGACUGUAAAGUUUGAUGCCCUUAAAUCCAGCUGGUCCACACAUCUGUAUCAGGCAUCAUCAUGGCAGCACAGAACACAAAUGUCUCAUCAAAGUAUCAGGACAUCAUCUCCAGAAGUAUUCUGAUCCAUUCAGGAUCUCCUUCUGUCUACCAGCUGAAAACAAAGAAAGAGAAGAUUGGAUCUCUGACUAGAAUGACUGUUGGAGAAAGAAACAUGAACAAGACCAAUAAAACCAUCUUACUGGUUGGAGAAUCAGGAGCAGGAAAAUCUACUCUGAUCAACUCUCUGGUCAACUACACCAUGGGAGUGAAGUUUGAGGAUGAAGUCUGGUUUCAGAUCAUAGACGAGGAGGAAAGAAGUCAAUCAGAAAGUCAGACAUCAGAUGUGAUCGUAUACCAGAUCUUUGGUUUUGAAGAUAAAACUCUGCCCUACUCUCUGACCAUCAUCGAUACUCCUGGAUAUGGAAACACUGGAGGGAUUGAAUGUGAUGUCAUCAUCAGUCGAAGAUUAUUUGACUUGUUUAGAUCAGAGGAUGGAGUUCAUGAAGUUAAUGCAGUGGGUCUGGUGAUGAAGUCAGGAGGAGGGAGACUCAGUGAUCGACUGAUGUACGUCUUUGAUUCAGUGGUUUCUCUGUUUGGAAAAAACCUGGAGAAAAACAUUGUAGCUCUCAUCACACACUAAGAUGGAAGAAAACCUAGAAAUCCCUUUGAAGCUCUUGAAGCAGCAAAAAUUAAAUGUGCCAAAAAUGAGAAGAAUCAACCUGUUCACUUCCUGUUUGACAACUGUCAGGAUGAAGACAGAACAGAGGAAGAAAAAGAAGACCUGGAACAUGCUGAUCAAUUAUCAAUGAGAGGAAUGAGAGAGUUCACAUCUUUUCUGGAAAAAAGUGAACCUCAGAAACUGGAGCGAACUGUGGCUGUUCUGAAUGAACGUGUCAGACUGACAGCCUGCAUCCAAAACCUGGAAGAGAGAAUCAAACUGACUGAACUGAAACAGAAUGAGAUCAAACAGAUUCAAGAAGCUCUGAAGAAACGUGAAGAAGAGAUGAAGAAUAAAAAGUUCACUGUAGAAGUUGAUGAGGUCUACAAAGAAAAAGAAGAAAUUGAUGGUGGGAUGAGUUGGUUGGUGUUUUAUAAAGGAGCUGUCUGUUGUAUUGUCUGUGAGGAGAACUGUCACUUUCCAUGCACACUGGCCUGGAAACCUGAACAAUGUGAGGUGAUGAAGGAUGGUCAAUGUACUGUUUGUACCAACAAGUGUCCUGCAUCAGCUCAUGUGAAAGAAAACUGGAAAUAUGUGACCAAGACGAGGAGAGUUCAGAAAACUGUAGCAGAGAUUAAAGAGAUAUAUGAGAAGAAUAAAUCAGAAAGUGAAAAGAAGUUGAGGCUUUUGGAAAAUCUUGAGAAAGAAAUGAACCAUCUGAUAUCACAGAAGUCCCAGUUCCUGGAUGAGGCCUACCAACAUGUUGUCACCCUGGAGCAGAUCGCCCUGAAUGUUAAUUCAGUGUCCACUCAUGUCCACUUGGACUUCCUGAUUGAUAAGAUGAAGGAGAGAGGAGACAGAGAGAAGGUCCAGAAACUGGAGGAGAUGAAACACAGAAUGGAUGGAGGAACCAGAGCAGCACUGAGAUACAUGAACCCUAACAUCUCAUCAAAGUAUGAAGACAUCAUCUCCAGAAGUAUUCAGAUCUCCUCAGGAUCUCCUUCUGUCUACCAGCUGAAAACAAAGAAAGAGAAGAUUGGAACUCUGACUAGAAUGACUGUUGGAGAAAGAAACAUGAACAAGACCAAUAGAACCAUCUUGCUGGUUGGAGAAUCAGGAUCAGGAAAAUCUACUCUGGUCAACUCUCUGGUCAACUACACCAUGGGAGUGAAGUUUGAGGAUGAAGUCUGGUUUCAGAUUGUAGAGGAGGAGGAAAGAAGUCAAUCAGAAAGUCAGACAUCAGAUGUGAUCGUGUACCAGAUCUUUGGUUUUGAAGGUGAAACUCUGCCCUACUCUCUUACCAUCAUCGAUACUCCUGGAUAUGGAGACACCAGAGGGAUCAAGAAAGAUCUCAUCAUCAGUCAAAGAUUAUUUGACUUGUUUAGAUCAGUGGAUGGAGUUCAUGAAGUUGAUGCAGUGGGUCUGGUGGUGAAGGCCAGUGAUAAUCGACUCAGUGAUCGACUGAUGUACGUCUUUAAUUCAGUGAUUUCUCUGUUUGGAAAAGACCUGGAGAAAAACAUCGUAGCUCUCAUCACACACUCAGAUGGAAGUAGACCUGUAAAUGCUCUUCAAGCUCUUGAAGCUGCAAAAAUUAAAUGUGCAAAAAAUGAGAAGAAUCAACCUGUUUACUUCCUGUUUGACAACCAACAGAACAGACAGAGGAACAAUGACACAGAAAGUAAAGCUGUCCUGAAACAUUCAUGGGACAUUUCCAAAGAUGGAAUGUUUCACUUCACUUCCUUCUUGGAAAGAUCUGCUCCUCAGAAAGUGGAAAAAACUAUGGAUGUUCUGAAUGGACGUAUCAGACUGACAGCCUGCAUCCAAAACCUGGAAGAGAGAAUCAAACUGACUGAACUGAAACAGAAUGAGAUCAAACAGACUCAAGAAGCUCUGAAGAAACAUAAAGAAGCUCUGAAGAAAAAUAAAAAGUUCACUGUAGAGGUUGAUGAGCCCUACAAAGAUAAAGAACCUAUCGAUGGUGGGAUGAGGGGGUUGGUGUUUUAUGAAGGAGCUGUCUGUUGUACUGUCUGUGAGGAGAACUGUCACUAUCCUGGAUGCACAAUGGUCUGGAAACCUGAACAAUGUGAGGUCAUGAAGGAUGGUCACUGUACUGUUUGUUCCAACAAGUGUCCUGUAACAGAUCAUGUGAAGGAAAAGUGGAAAUAUGUGACCAAGACGAGGAAAGUUCAGAAAACUGAAGAAGAAAUAAAACAGAAGUUUGUGAAGAAUAAAUCAGUAAGUGAGAAGAAGUUGAAAGUUUUGGAAAAUCUUGAUAAAGAAAUGAACCAACUGACAUCAGAGACGUCCCAGCUCCUGGAUGAGGCCUACCAACAUGUUGUCAACCAGGAGCAGAUCGCCCUGAAUGUUGAUUCAGUGUCCACUCAUGUCCACUUGGACUUCCUGAUUGACAAGAUGAAGGAGAGAGGAGACAGAGAGAAGGUCCAGAAACUGGAGGAGAUGAAAAACAGAAUGGAUGAAGGAACCAGAGUUGGGAUAAAGUAUAUGUGGAGUAAACUGAUGGGAUCUGAGAAGAAAAAGUAAAAUAAUGAUUGAUGUAGAUGAUCAUCAUGUGUGUGAUCUUUUAGCUGAUCUGAUCUUUAAACAUGAAUCAGUUGUUUGGUUGUGAUUGUGUUCAGUGUAAUAUCCAGAGGUGAUAUUUCCAAUCAGAAACAUGGUGGAGGAAGUAUUCAGAUCAUUGACUUCAGUCAAAGUACCAACACCAACAUAUUAGUAGUGUUGUCAGUUGUCAGUAAAAUGUAGUUCAUGUAUCAGCAGUAAAAGUAUUCCAUGAGGAAAAUGUUGUAUCAGUGUGAUAUGAUUGUGUCUCCUAUUCCUGGCUUGUUGUUGUCAUUCUAAUCAGUUUGUACAGAGGAUGUUACUCACACUGAACUCAGACACAGUGGAGAAAUCUUCUGCUGAGCUGGAGCUCCAUCCAACUUUCACACUUGAGUGUUUUUGAAGAGAACAGUCCUGAAAUCUAAUGUUCUUUGAUUUGAUUCAUACCUUGGAUUCUUCAUGUGUUUAUGCUGGAAUGACUAGUUGGAAUAUUUCACAUGACUCAGUGGAAACAUUUGGAUCAUUUUAUGUUGUUGUGACUUUUUUAAUUCACUAUAUUCUGUUCUUCUUGUUCAAUCGUCUCCAGGUUGAAGCAGUUUUCUGUGAAUCUUGAAUAAAAUCUCUGCUUCAUUUAAAAAAAUAAAAUAAAUAAAUCUC